UCCUGUUUGCUCAGAGAGGAGCAUAAAGCCGGCUUGCUGGGGGUGAACAGGGCCAGACAGCGUGAGGAGUGAGGUAGGGUCAGCCUGGGCUCCUCCCUUCCCAGCAGCAUGGGGAAUAGCAAACUUCUCCAUCCCAAUCUUCUUCUCCUCCUCCUGGUUCUCCUGCCCACAGAUGCCUCCGCCGCUGCAACACCACACUACGUGGUGCUGGUCCCCUCCUUGCUCCACUCCGGAACCCCUGAGAAAGGCUGCCUCCUUCUGAGCCGACUGAACGAAACGGUGACUGUGAGGGCUUCCUUGGAGUCUAACAUGGGAAAUAGAAGCCUCUUCACUGACCUGGUGGCUGAGAAGGAUUUGUUCCAAUGUGUCUCCUUCACAGUUCCCCAGGCUUCAUCCCCUGAGGAGCUCAUGUUCCUCACUAUCCAAGUGAGAGGACCAACGCAUGAAUUCCAGAGUCGGAGAACGGUGCUGGUCAAAAACAAAGAGAGUCUGGUUUUUGUCCAGACUGACAAACCCAUCUACAAGCCGGGGCAGACAGUAAAAGCUCGCGUUGUCUCACUGGAUGAAAACUUUCGCCCCCUGAAUGAGUUGUUUCCACUAAUAUUCAUUCAGGACCCCAAAGGAAAUCGCGUCAUGCAGUGGCAGAACAUCAAGCUAGACCAUGGCCUCACGCAGCUCGCCUUCCCCCUCUCGUCAGAGCCUCUUCAGGGCUCCUACAGAAUAGUGGUGCAGAAGCAAUUGGGGAGGAGGAUAGAGCACCCCUUCACUGUGGAGGAAUUUGUUCUCCCCAAGUUCGAAGUGCAAGUAACCAUGCCACAGAAAAUCACUAUCCUGGAAGAAGAGUUUACUGUGUCAGUCUGUGGCCGAUACACAUAUGGAAAGCCUGUCCCAGGAAAUGUGACUGUGAGCAUCUGCAGAAAUUAUAACAGUCCUUCCCUCUGCUUUGGCCAAGAGUCACAGGCUUUCUGUAAGAGAAUCAGUCAACAGCUAAACAGCGAAGGAUGCUUCUCUCAGCAAGUGAAAACCAGCGCCUUCCAGCUGAAGAGGAAAGACUAUGAAAUGCACCUCAGAGUGGAGGCCAAGAUCCGAGAGGAAGGAACGGAUGUGCAGUUGACUGGGAUAGGGUCCAGUGAGAUCACAACCACCAUCACCAAACUCUCCUUCGUGAAAGUGGACUCACACUUCAGACCGGGAGUCCCCUUCUUUGGGCAGGUGCGCCUAGUGGACGGGAAAGAUGUCCCGAUGCCACGUAAGGUCAUCACCAUCUCGGCAGCUGAAGCUAACUACCGCUCCAACGUCACCACAGACGAGGACGGCCUGGCGCAGUUCUCCAUCAACACCACCGAGGUCGUUGGCAUCUCCCUGAGCAUCUGGGUCAAAUACAAGGAUAGCAGCCCCUGUUACGACUACCACUGGCUGUCGGAAGGAAAUGAAGACGCACGUCACACUGCCAAUGCUGUGUUCUCCGCAAGCCACAGCUUCGUCCACCUGGAGCCCAAGCCUGGGAAGCUGCCAUGUGGCCAAACUCAGACGAUCCAGGCCCACUAUGUUCUAAAUGGACAGGAGCUGAAGGAGCUCGUCUUCUAUUAUCUGAUCAUGGCAAAGGGAGGCAUUGUCCUGUCUGGGACUCAGGUGCUUCCUGUGGAGCAGGAAAACACGAAAGGCCAUUUCCUCUUGUCAGUCCCCGUGGAGUCCGACCUAGCGCCUGUUGCUCGAGUGCUCAUCUAUGCCAUUUUACCUGACGGGGAAAUGAUUGGGGAUUCUGCAAAAUAUGAGGUCGAAAAUUGUCUCGCCAACAAGGUGGGUUUGAGCUUCAGUCCCGCGCAAAGCCUUCCAGCCUCAGACACGCGCCUGCGCGUCACAGCUGCGCCUCAGUCCCUGUGCGCCCUGCGGGCGGUGGACCAGAGCGUGCUGCUCCUGAAGCCGGAGGCCGAGCUCUCCGCGUCCUCGGUUUAUGAUCUGCUACCAGUAAAAGACCUCACUGGCUAUGCUGGGAGCCUGAAUCUGCAGGAAGAAAACAAUGAAGACUGCAUCAGGCCCCACAACACCUACGUUGGUGGAAUCCUGUAUUCCCCAGUAUCCAAUACAAAUGAAAAAGAUAUGUAUGGCUUCCUACAGGAUAUGGGCUUAAAGGUGUUCACCAAUUCAAAAAUUCAGAAGCCCAAACUGUGUGCAAUUGUCCAGCACUUUACUCCAGUUCCCAUGGCAUAUGCAGGGUAUCCAGCAGGAGGAUCUCCAUUUCGGAGUGGAAUGAGCGCGGCCUUCCCAAUGGGAAGCAGUCCACCCCCUCCAAAAGAGAUUGUUCGGAAGUACUUCCCUGAGACAUGGAUUUGGGACUUGGUGGUAGCAAAUUCGUCGGGCGUGGCCGAAGUCGGAGUCACGGUCCCGGACACCAUCACCGAGUGGAAGGCCGGGGCCCUCUGCCUGUCCCCGGACGUGGGACUCGGCCUUUCCCGCACCGCCUCCCUCCGCGCCUUCCAGCCCUUCUUCGUGGAGCUCACGAUGCCUUACUCCGUGGUCCGUGGGGAGGCCUUCACGCUCAGGGCUACCGUGCUGAACUACCUGCCCGACUGCAUCCGGGUCAGCAUUCAGCUGGAAGCUUCUCCCAAAUUCCUAGCUGUGCCUGUGGACAGAGACCAAGAGUCUUAUUGUAUCUGUGGGAAUGAGCGGCAAAUGGUGUCCUGGGCCGUGACCCUGAAGUCACUAGGAAAUGUGAAUUUCACUGUGAGUGCAGAGGCCCUGGAGUCUUCAGAGCUGUGCAGGAAUGAAAAGACCGUGGUCCCUACCUAUGGGAAGAAAGACACAGUUAUCAAGCCCCUGUUGGUUGAACCUGAAGGAAUAGAGAAGGAAGUAACAGUCAACUCUCUGCUGUGUCCUGCAGGUGCUGAAGUAUCUGAAAAGUUAUCCCUGAAGUUGCCAUCCAGUGUGGUAGAAGAAUCUGCCCGAGCUUCUGUCUCCAUCUUGGGCGACCUACUGGGCUCUGCCAUGCAGAACAUACACAAUCUCCUCCAGAUGCCUUACGGCUGUGGAGAACAAAAUAUGGUUCUGUUCACUCCUAACCUCUACGUUCUGGAUUACCUAAAUGAGACACAGCAACUCACUCCAGAGACCAAGUCCAAGGCCAUCGGCUAUCUCAGCACGGGCUACCAGAGACAGUUAAACUACAAGCACCAGGAUGGCUCCUACAGCACCUUCGGGGAGAGAUAUGGCAGGGUCCUGGGCAACACUUGGCUCACGGCCUUUGUACUGAAGACUUUUGCCCAGGCUCAAAAAUACAUCUUCAUCGAUGAAGCACACAUCACCCAAGCCCUUUCCUGGCUCUCCCAGAGGCAGAAGGACAAUGGCUGUUUCCAGAGCUCCGGGUCACUACUCAACAAUGCCAUAAAGGGAGGAGUAGAAGAUGAAGUCACCCUCUCUGCUUAUAUUACCAUUGCCCUUCUGGAGAUCCCGCUCCCCAUUACUCAUCCUACGGUCCGCAACGCCCUGUUUUGCCUGGACUCAGCCUGGAAGUCAGCAAAGGAAGGCGCCCACGGCAGCCAUGUCUACACCAAGGCACUGCUGGCCUACGCAUUUGCCCUGGCAGGGAACCAGGACAAGAGGAAAGAGAUACUGAACUCCCUGGAAGGCGAAGGUGUGAAAGAAGAUAAUUCUAUCCACUGGGCACGGCCUCAGAAACCCAGGGAACCAGAGGGACAUUUGUACCAACCCCGGGCGCCCUCUGCCGAAGUGGAGAUGACGGCCUACGUGCUCCUAGCUCUCCUCACAGCCCAGACAGCCCAGACCCCAGCGGAGCUGACUUCCGCAGCACGCAUUGUGAAAUGGAUCACAAAGCAACAGAACUCCUACGGUGGCUUUUCCUCCACCCAGGACACAGUGGUAGCUCUCCAUGCUUUGUCCAAAUAUGGAGCUGCUACUUUUACCAGGACUGGGAACGCUGCACAGGUGACCAUCCGGUCUUCAGACACAUUUUCCACCAACUUCCAAGUGGACAACAACAACCGCCUGUUACUACAGCAGGUGUCACUGCCGACAGUGCCUGGGGAAUACGAAGCGAGAGUGACAGGGGAAGGGUGUGUCUACCUCCAGACAUCCUUGAAAUACAAUGUUCUCCCAGAGAAGGACGCAUUCCCAUUUGCUUUGGAGGUGCAGACUCUGCCUUCAGCCUGUGACGGACCCAAAGCCCACACCAGCUUCCAGAUCUCACUGAACGUCAGUUACACUGGGAACCGUCCUGCCUCCAAUAUGGCCAUUGUUGAUGUGAAGAUGGUGUCUGGCUUCAUCCCCCUGAAACCAACAGUGAAAAAGCUUGAAACAUCUGACGACGUGAGCCGAACUGAAGUCAGCAACAGCCAUGUCCUGAUUUAUCUGGAUAAGGUCUCAAACCAGACACUGAGUUUGUCCUUCUUCAUUGUGCAAGACAUAGAAGUAAGAGAUCUGAAGCCAGCAAUAGUUAAAGUGUAUGAUUACUACGAGACAAAUGAGUUUGCAAUUGCUGAGUACUCUGCUCCUUGCAGCAAAGAUCCCGGGAAUGCUUGAGAGCCACACAUUUGAGAAGUCCUUUGGGGGCUGGAGGCCCUGUUCUUAAGAC
Fukomys damarensis (Damara mole-rat) is the source of this 4588-nucleotide messenger RNA. Its product is annotated as alpha-2-macroglobulin. The transcript is spliced from 36 exons. Gene Ontology annotation, cellular component: extracellular region. Bases 109 to 4536 code for a protein of 1475 amino acids. The record is from RefSeq and is a predicted model, not a curated record. Gene Ontology annotation, molecular function: endopeptidase inhibitor activity. Lineage: Eukaryota; Metazoa; Chordata; Mammalia; Rodentia; Bathyergidae.